Molecule: messenger RNA, 762 nt
Organism: Eruca vesicaria subsp. sativa (arugula)
Lineage: Eukaryota; Viridiplantae; Streptophyta; Magnoliopsida; Brassicales; Brassicaceae
Source: the annotation of a GenBank genome assembly
AUGAAGCUGCAACAAAUAAGUUUUCAAGCACUAAUAAGCUCGGGGAAGGUGGAUUCGGUGAGGUUUACAAGGAUUCCUCUUCAGCUUUGUAAACUGAUUGAUCAUACAUGGAGUUUUGUAGACCUUGAAAAGCAAAGUCAGCUAGACUGGACCCAGCGUUACAAGAUCAUUGGAGGGAUUGCUAGAGGGAUUUUAUAUCUUCAUCAAGAUUCACAGCUAACAAUCAUUCAUCGUGACCUCAAAGCCAGCAACAUUCUCUUAGAUGUCAACAUGAACCCAAAAAUUUCAGAUUUUGGAUUGUCGACCAUCUUUGGAAUGGAGCAAACUCAGGGCAAUACCCACAGAGUAGCUGGAACCUAUGCUUACAUGUCUCCUGAGUAUGCAAUGCAUGGUCAAUACUCUAUGAAAUCUGACAUUUACAGCUUUGGAGUAUUAGUUCUGGAGAUUAUAAGCGGCAAGAAAAAUAGUGGCGUAUACAAGAUGGAUGAAACCAGCUUGGAGGCUUUGGAGGAAGGGGUCACCACUAGAGCUGGUAGUUCUGCAAUUGGAAGCAACUAUCAGAGUAAUGAAGUCACUAGAUGCAUCCAUAUUGCACUCUUGUGUGUUCAAGAUAAUCCAGAAAACCGUCCAAUGUUAUCAACUAUCAUUUUAAUGCUCACUAGCAACACAAUUACUUUACCAGUGCCUCAAUUACCGGGGUUUUUAUCAAGAAGCAUGCAUAGGCUAGACCCUCUAUCUGAGGAAUUAGUUGUGUCCGAGUGA